Molecule: messenger RNA, 2618 nt
Organism: Galleria mellonella (greater wax moth)
Lineage: Eukaryota; Metazoa; Arthropoda; Insecta; Lepidoptera; Pyralidae
Product: snake venom 5'-nucleotidase
Exons: 15
Coding region: 234-1970 (578 amino acids)
Biological process (GO): nucleotide catabolic process
Molecular function (GO): hydrolase activity
Source: RefSeq, a predicted model, not a curated record
CCGUUUGUGGUGGGUGUUUUAGUUCGAUGCACAUAACAAAAUCCAUCCUUAAAAAUCGAAAUAUAAUUUUAUAUAAGAUUUCAUUAUUAUUAUAACACAAAAGAAGACAAUUAAGAGGCUUGUCAAUAUUUAAAAAAUCAAUUGUUCCAUUUAGGAACCUGCCACUCUGUUAGGCAUCACUGGAGGUGCGACAAGUGGGGCGGCGCGCCGUCAGCCAGCUCUCCGGCCGUGGCAUGGGCGACGAGGUGGUCAUCAUACAUUACAAUGACGUCUACAAUAUUGAGCAAACCACCAAUACGGAACCCGUCGGUGGAGCGCUGAGGUUCUCGACUGCCGUGAAGGCAUUACAACACCUGAACCCCUUAAUUCUAUUCAGCGGAGACGCUUUCUCACCGAGCAUGUUGAGCACGUUCACGAAAGGCGAACAAAUGGUACCAGUAUUAAAUGAAAUAGGCACGCACUGCGCCGUAUUUGGGAAUCAUGAUUUUGAUUUCGGUUUAGAAGUAUUAUCAGGCCUAGUCUCUCAGUGCAACUUCCCGUGGCUCAUGUCCAAUGUGAUAGACAACGAAACUGGCCGACCACUCGGCGACGGGAAGAUCACACAUGCGUUGCUAUGUAAUGGCCACAAAAUAGGAUUAAUAGGCCUCGUAGAACAGGAAUGGCUAGAGACCUUAGCAACAAUAAAUCCAGAGGAGGUCACAUUUAUUGACUUCUUACAAGCGGGCACGAAGUUGGCUUCACAAUUAAAACAGGAGGGUUGUGAAUACGUAAUAGCACUGACCCACAUGAGGACCCCAAACGACAUAAAGCUAGCUGAAGGCUGCACAGAGAUCGACCUUAUACUGGGUGGACACGAUCACGUGUAUGAAGUGUUAGAGGUAAACAAUAAAUACAUAGUAAAAAGCGGUACAGACUUCCGUCAGUUCUCCAAAAUAAGUAUAAGCUUCGCCGCCGAGUCUAUUCGUGUGGAUAUCGCCGACGUGCCCGUCUCCAGCUCGUAUGCUGAAGACCAGGUGUUGAAGGCGAAGGUCGAGAAGUACUCCGCAAUGAUAGAAGGCAAGAUGGACGAAGUGCUUGGCAAGUUCUGCGUGCCGCUCGAGGGCCGGUUCUCGUGUAUCCGCCGCCAGGAGUGCAACCUUGGCAACUGGGUGUGCGACGUGCUGCUAGCGGCGACAGGUGCCGACCUAGUGCUCCUCAACUCUGGCACCUUCAGGUCUGAUCAGGUUCACCCGUCUGGGGACUUCACUCUACGGGACCUGUCGACCAUAAUACCCAUGAGGGACCCGCUAGUGGUGGUGGAAGCGAGUGGUUCUGUCAUCCUGCAAAUGCUGGAGAAUGCUGUCAGCAAGUACCCGAGUCUCGAGGGCCGGUUUCCACAAGUGGCUGGAAUAUCGUUCGCCUUCGAUCCCACCAAGGCGGCUGGCGAGCGAGUCGCCGAACAAGUGGUCAAGAUAGGGGACGAGUACCUGCAGCGGGAUCAGCGAUAUCGGCUCGCGAUCAAACAGUACCUGUACAACGGGAACGACGGCUUCACCAUGCUGCCCAAGUGUAAAGUGCUGAUAUCAGAGGACAUGUGCCCUGAAAUCGGCAUGGCCAUACAGAACCAUUUCGCCGCGAUCAACGUGAGGAGCGGCAAGUCGCGGCCCUCGAAGCACAGGCAGUCACUCGUCACGCUCAGCAGGAGGCACAGUCUAGUGAAGAUGCUGGACGGCAGCGAGCUGGAUGGUCCACCUCCGCUGAGGAGGGCUUCGUCAGCUGCUGUGGAACCAACACAUCACGUCACCCAUCAUAGGUUAACCCGUCGAGCGUCGCUGGACGACUUAGAGCAGCAAUCAUGCGAACUCGCGCCCAAAGUCGAGAACAGAAUCGUCGUCAUAGACAAACCUGAGACGCUUCAAGCAAUGUUAGCCGAAAGAGCGCGCUGGGAGUCCGACACAGUGAUACGGGAAGUGGACGAGAAUUCACCUUAAGAGUUACUCCAUCCUCUGCUGGGUUGCUUCACCGCAUACUAUCAUUUGCGUCAUAUGAAUGAGUGAGUAAUUGGUAAGGGGCUAUUAGGUCAGGUCCACACUGUAGUACCGCCCUCGACCCGCCCCUGAUAUGGUCAGUGAAAGCGAAUAGAGGGCCAGUAUUACAGUGUGGAUGCAGCCUUAUACUGUCAAGUUUAGUUUUUUUUUUAUCUAUGGGAAAUGACGUCUGUGUAUUUUUAAUAUUUAUGGCCAGUAACGUGUCGUAUGUUUGUGUAAUAAAUAAAUAAAACUAUAUGCACCACAGCGCUGUCUAAUUCGGACUUAAGCAAUAGUGAUGGGUAAUAUACAGCAAUAUCUAUUAGUAUUUAGUUACAAUAACUAUAUACUGGUCUAGUAACGAAUAUGUUACAAGUCUGUUAUCCAAAAAAUAAUAUUAAAUAAAAGAGUUAUAAAAUAUUCAAAAAUAGAUAAAUGAUUAGAUUCAAAAAUUUACCAGACUUUGUACAAAAGUCGAUUGCUUGGAUACCUCUGUCCCAUUCGUGUUUCAACCGUGAAGCAGUUGUGUUUGCAUGGCUGUGUUUCGGUUUGAAAGGUGGGAUAUGGCGUGAAUUUACAGGGUUCAGAAGAAUAACAUCUGAGUCCUCAGGA